AUGGUCGCAAGGCUUCUGGCAAGAGCCAUUUUCAAACCGUAUAGUCGCUGGACGCUUGGUAGACGCAAUGCUAUCUCCACGGACCCGAAACCGCCUGUGCCACCAGCGAAGCGACGAGUGCCCACCGACGAGGAAACAAACAUGAUUCUAGGCCGGGCGCUGAGGUCUUCAACAGGCAGUCUUAUGCGAUGCACAGUACUGGACAGCGAGGGGCACACGAAGGUUGCCAAUGGUGAGUUUAAACGAUCUGAACUGCUGUCGAAGCACGGCUUGCUUCCGCGGGAUCUUCGAAAAGUCGAUGUGAGUACCCACAACAUUGUGCCGGCGAUCCUAGUUCGUGAAAACUCGAUUUUGAUCCACUUGCUUCAUAUUAGAGCGCUCAUCAAAUCCGACUCGGUGAUAUUAUUCGAUGUUUUUGGCCAUACCGAUACACGCGCCCACAGCAUGUUUCUCUAUGAUCUGGAGCACCGGCUGCGAAACCAGGCCGGGUCGUCGUUACCCUAUGAAUUGCGAGCACUUGAAGCAGUUUUAGUGUCUGUUACGUCGGCUCUUGAUUCAGACCUGCAGGUGCAAACCCAUUUGGUGAAUAGCCUUUUGGCCGAGCUCGAACAAAACAUUGAGCGCGACCAGCUGAGGAGGCUUUUGCUUCAGUCCAAGCAAAUGUCGUCGUUUUUGCAAAAGGCAACUUUGAUUAGAGACGCUUUGCAGGAUCUUUUGGACAAUGACGAAGACAUGCAGGAUCUUUACUUGACUGCCCGACGCCAGGGCGAAGAAGCCGCUGAUACGUCUGAUGCUGAAAUCAUGCUUGAAUCUUACUAUAACUACUGCGACGAAAUCGUGCAAGCUACAGAGACUCUGGGAUCAAACAUCAAGAGCACAGAGGAGAUCAUCAAUAUCGUGCUGGACGCGAACAGAAAUUCUCUGAUGAGUCUGGAGCUCAAGUUCCAGAUCGGAAUGCUGGGCCUCAGCGCGGGAUCGGUGAUAGCAGCCCUCUACGGGAUGAACUUGAAAAACUUUAUCGAAGACACUAAUUGGGGGUUCGCUGCCGUUACCGGCUUGAUGGGGUUUGUUUCAAUCGCAAUUGUAUGGACACUGCUGCGUCGUCUGCACCGGAUGCAGCGUCUUCAGAUGGGCAAGAUGCGGCCUCGAGAAAAAGUCUAG
Wickerhamiella sorbophila is the source of this 1161-nucleotide messenger RNA. RefSeq names its product Mitochondrial inner membrane magnesium transporter LPE10. NCBI's taxonomy places the organism in Eukaryota, Fungi, Ascomycota, Dipodascomycetes, Dipodascales, Trichomonascaceae. The coding region runs from base 1 to 1161 and encodes 386 amino acids. The transcript has a single exon. The record is from RefSeq and is a predicted model, not a curated record. Gene Ontology annotation, molecular function: magnesium ion transmembrane transporter activity. Gene Ontology annotation, cellular component: mitochondrial inner membrane. Gene Ontology annotation, biological process: mitochondrial magnesium ion transmembrane transport.